Pelobates cultripes (western spadefoot toad) is the source of this 399-nucleotide messenger RNA. The record is from the annotation of a GenBank genome assembly. Lineage: Eukaryota; Metazoa; Chordata; Amphibia; Anura; Pelobatidae.
AUGGCCUCGGAACUCACAAAACACCUGACUCCGAUUAAAGAAGGCCUCAGGGACCUCGCGCAACGCUCUACUGACAUAGAGGAGCGGAUGGACCAAGCAACAUUGCGGACCGAUACCCACAAGUGGGCAAUAGAAGAACUCAGGGACCAGGUACGCGAGCUAGAAGAAGCCCAAGAGGACUUAAAUAAUCGAUCACGCCGCAGCAACAUCAGAAUCCGCGGCAUACCAGAGUCCGUAGAAAUACCACCCUCUGUGAAUAGUUCUGUGGCCUACUCGCCAGCAGAACUCCUCCUUGACAGAGCCCGUGACACCCCCUCCAGAUUGAGGGACACCAGGUUCACUUCUACCACGACCUGGCCCCCAGCACCUUGCGCAAACAGAGGGAACUGCGGCCCCUAA